AUGGAAGCUUUCUCGAGCGCCUCGCAGGGUACCAAUGGGCAUUUGUCACCUCGGCAACAGGAGAAGAAGCCUGCAGCUCCCGACAUCUCGCUGGAGAGCAUCUCGCUGGAUGAGUCCAAGCUGGACCGCGAAAUCGCCCUGCUCGUUUCGCAGUACCUCGACUCCCGGUCCUAUGGGCAUGUAGCGAGGGUCAUUGAUGAGGAGAUACUGCGUCAGCCUAGGCGGGAGGAGCGGGAGGAGGUGGAGCUUGUCGAGCGCGCAUUGACGGACGGGGACUUUGGCUCUAUCGAAGCCUUCCUUGCUCGACCGGGACUGCUCAAGCCCCAGACGCAAAAGGCGUUCAUGUACAUGACAUACCGCCAGCAAUUCCUAGAGCAUAUCGAAAACCGUGAAUCUCAGAAAGCCUUCAACCUCCUCCAAAAGCGCCUGAAGCCACUAGAGCACUAUCAGCCAUAUCCGUACGACUUCUACUCGCUCUCAUACCUCACCUCGGCGGGGACGGUGCAUGACGUUCCGAGCUUCAAGGACUGGGCGGGAGUCGAGCCGGAGAGGGAGAAGCUGGUGGGCAUGUGGCGGGAUCUGGUGGAUGCGGAGCAUCUCCGACCGGCUGGAUCGGGCACACUAUUGGCCACGCCAGGAGGAGCGGGGAAGAUGGAAGAGGGGAGACUGGUACAGCUGUUGAGGCAGGCAGGUGCUUGGCAGGUGCAGCAAUGUACAAGGCGGGGCAGGGGUCCUUGGCGGGUCGCAUCAUUACUGCAAGACUACCAUCCCUUGGCUAUUCCGACACGCCUCGCCCACCUUCUCCCUCUGCACAAGACCAACAUCAAAUGCGUCGCCUUCCUCACCGCCAACGGCAGCCUCGCAGCCAGCGGCUCGAGCGACUCUACCGUCAAGAUCUUCUCGACGGAAGACGGUAUCAUCCGGCAUACCCUCCGCGGCCAUACUUCGCGAAUAUGGGACCUGGACUGCAGUGCAACUGGAGUCUUGGCGAGUGCGUCGGGAGACGGGUCGGUCCGGCUUUGGGGCGUGGAUGGGGAGGAACAGGGAGUCCUGAAGGGAGAAGGCGGGGAUGUGUAUGGUGUAAGAUGGAGGACGGGUCACGAAGACCAGCUCCUCACGGCCAACUACGACCGCAUCCUACGCCUCUUCUCCACCUCCACCGGCCAGCUCAUCCGUACCUUCUCGGGACACGCUCACUCCUGUCUCGCAGUCGCUGUCGACUCUACCGGUAACAUGAUCGCCUCAGGCUCAAAGGACAGGCACAUGCGUUUAUGGGACGCGGUCGGCGGGGUGUGCGUGACGACCAUGCCGGCGUGUUUGGGGGAGGUGUCGAGUGUGGAGUUUGACGAGGGUGGAAGGUAUCUUUUGGCGGGGUGUAAAGACAACUCCAACAGUUUGUGGGAUCUAAGAAUGCAACGCAACCUGUACCGCUAUACCGGACACCAAAACACCGCCAAAAACCUCAUCCGCUGUUCUUUCGCCCAGGAUUCUGCCCUUGUGGUUGGCGGAUCCGAGGAUGGCGGAGUCUACGUCUGGGAACGAGAGGGCGGCUCUUCCGCGGCAAGCACGACAGUCUCAACCUCUCUUGUCCCAAGUAAUAAGACGGAACCCACCAGCCCAUAUCUCGGCGUCGGCGUCAACCCCACCCCAAAUCGCGCAUCCCCGGCGUACUAUCCCAAGCCGGCUCUCCAGCCGGCUCAUGUGGCGUCCUCGGGCGGAGCAAAUGUCCGGCCCCUACAUGUACUGGAGGGGCAUGGGGAGGGGGCGGUGUUUGAUGUGAGGUGGAGGGCGGGGGUCAUGGUCAGUGCGGGGGAGGAUGGGUGUGUGGGUGUUUGGGAGGGAGAAGAGAGGGAAGAGGACGGAUGA
Messenger RNA from Dioszegia hungarica, 1866 nucleotides. Its product is annotated as putative WD-repeat protein. Lineage: Eukaryota; Fungi; Basidiomycota; Tremellomycetes; Tremellales; Bulleribasidiaceae. Gene Ontology annotation, biological process: mRNA splicing, via spliceosome. The record is from RefSeq and is a predicted model, not a curated record. The transcript has 6 exons. Gene Ontology annotation, molecular function: protein binding. Bases 1 to 1866 code for a protein of 621 amino acids.